Molecule: messenger RNA, 1704 nt
Organism: Colletotrichum acutatum
Lineage: Eukaryota; Fungi; Ascomycota; Sordariomycetes; Glomerellales; Glomerellaceae
Exons: 8
Coding region: 86-1408 (440 amino acids)
Source: RefSeq, a predicted model, not a curated record
ACCGACAAUACAGGUUUCAGAGUGCCUAAUCAAAGACCAUUGAGUUCUCUGGUGCAAACCAAGAGGGAAACCCUUGAAGUGCACCAUGAAGGCUUCUUUCCUCUUUUUGCUCUUGAUUGGGCUAGCAGGGUUGGCGUCAGCCGCCUCAAUUGCUGAUGCUCCUCAGUGCGCUAUAUCCUGCGCUCUUUCGGCUCUUCCCCAGUCAUCUUGUACCAUCUCGAAUCAAACAUGUCUUUGUGUCGAUCCGACUUUCAACAGGCUUGUUGGCGACUGCGUCAAAGAUGCAUGCACCAUAAAAGAAGCAUUGGCUGUUACAAACUUGACAUGGUCGUCAUGCGGGUUUCCCCUCACUGAUCGAACGAGCACGGCACGAUACACGACAAUAUUCUUGUUCAUACUGCCGGUGGUUUUCAUGGCAAUGCGUUUGUCGGCUAGGCUUUUGCGUCUCGCACCUUGGGGCGCGGAAGAUACCACAAUAUGUAUCGCAUUUGCGUUUUUGAUACCUUUUCCACCGAUCAUCUUCGCCAUGAUGCGAUAUGGCUUAGGACGGGAUAUCUGGACACUGCAGCCGUAUGAGAUUACAAUGUUUCUGAAACUUCUAUUCGUUCUCCAACUCUUUUACAUCUCAGGACUGGCAGUCAUAAAGGCAUCGGUGAUAUACUUGUACAUACGAGUCUUCAACAUUCAAGGCUUCAGAACCCUUCUCUGGUGCACACAGAUAUUCAAUUUUCUUCUCGGGGGAGGCUACAUCUUGCUUAGCCUCGUACAAUGCCAGCCAUUCCAGCACUAUUGGAACGGCUGGGAUGGCGAGCAAGAUGGCCACUGCGCAGAUCUCAACACAAUCGGCUUGACCCACGUCGCAUUCAACAUUGCGCUCGAUGUCUGGAUGCUGAUUCUACCUGCGACGCAACUGUACAAGCUUAACAUGGAGCUGAAGAAGAAAAUCGGCGUAAUGGCGAUGUUCAGCGUAGGCAUUUUCCUUACUUCAGUCAGCAUUGUACGCAUUAAAAGUCUUCUGGUCUUUGCUACAAGCUUUAACAUCACCGCCGAGUGCCUUUGGGGCAUUAUUUGGUCCUAUGUAGAGCUCUGCGUGGGGAUCUUUGUUGCCUGCAUGCCUGCUGCCCGACAGCUUGCGUGGAGGUUUUUCCCUAAACUUGUCACUUAUACCCGGGAAUCACUCACGGGGUCAAGUAAAUCGAAGCGUGAGGUGCAGAACGAGGAACUAACUCCCAUCGCCAAGGGCAGACAGUCCUCGAAGUCGGGUACUUUAUCCUCAAACAUUACGCAAUCGAAUGCCGGGUCUGUCAUGGAUCCUAAUACACCUCGGAGCGCAACCUUUGGUCAUCCACAAUCAGAUGAUGCCAUUCUGCUCCAUGAAGGGAAGGAAAGAGUUAAUGUCAUCAGGUGAUCGGGGUUUAGGGACUUGUAAUCAUUAGGGCUAUUCUUCAUUGCGUGUUGUUAGACUUGAUGCUAAUUUGAACACCAAUCAUACUUGAGAUGUCUUUCCACAAUCAAGGCAGUUUUGAAAGGUAGUACAUUCGUGUAAGUGUUGUUCACUGACCGGGAUAAUCAUGAAGAGAUCACUGGCAAGUGCCUUGUCAACCUUUUGUUCAAUCAACUUAUCAAACCAAACCGAGUGUCUCAACUACAAAGCUGCAGUCACUGCACAAUCGCAUUGGAAAUCCAGGUGACCUCCGGUCUUCA